AUGUUAUUUGAAACGACUUCAAAGUCCGCUGCUUCGAAAUGGAUGUCGCUCGAGAAUCUUCUGCGGGUUGCCUCCAAGAACGACCAUCUGAAGAUACCGACGGUGGAAACUGAACGCGUCGGGCAUGCGAGCAAGGUCCUUCACUCCAAGUUGGGUUGCGAUCUUCUCCUUGACUCAAAUGGAAUUCUGUUCCCGGUGCAUUCAGCCUGGAUACUCGGUGGCCCAAGUGCGGAUUGGAUGCUGCAAAUCUACAACGAUUUCACCCGCGAUAUGAAGUCAGUGGAAUUCAGCCUGGAAAUGAUCAAGUUCGCUGAAUUCCUGAAAUACCCGGCUUUGAUCAACGCCGCGUACGCCAAGAUGAUAGAGCAACUUCUCUUCAGAGGUCACUUUACGCCGACCGCCAUGAAGGACUUUGUAGAGUGGACAUAUGGGGACGACAAGAUAUGUAAGGACGAAGAGGGGUUGCUGAAACAUCUCAUUGUCGCAGCUACCUUGGCGCAUGGUUACAAGCACUGGGACCAGGCUCGGCGUGACGAGUUUGUCGGCCUCAUUCGUCAUCAGAAAGGGUUCGUCGAUGAUCUGGCAGCAGCGGAAGAGCUGAAUAAGACGCUUUCGAAGUCACCACAAGGAUCUCAAAAGAAAGAGAAGAAGAAGAAGGGCUUCUUGAAAAGGAGACAUGAUGCUAGCAAGUAG
This is a messenger RNA of Alternaria ethzedia, 693 nucleotides long. RefSeq lists its product as uncharacterized. The transcript has 3 exons. The record is from RefSeq and is a predicted model, not a curated record. The coding region runs from base 1 to 693 and encodes 230 amino acids. NCBI's taxonomy places the organism in Eukaryota, Fungi, Ascomycota, Dothideomycetes, Pleosporales, Pleosporaceae.